ACUCCAGACACACUCUCAAAUCAGCACAAAUAUCCACCUCGAGCCAAUACCUGAGGGAAAACUACAUUUCGGACAGAAAUGUCCAGUCCACUAGAGCGGGUUGUUGCGCAGAAGAAGGAGGCGAUUGAAGAAGUAAUGGAGAUGUUUGAGAGAGGAGCCGAGGUGUUGGCCAGCGCUGUUGGAGGACUGAGUCCACUUUUUGAAGCCUCCGCACCAGUUUUGAGGCUGUUCUUGGACAACGUAGAAAGCAAGGAGGUCACAUAUGUCAAAGAUCAGUUUCUAGUCGUGAGAAGCAAACUAGACGUCCUCUCAUCUCAAAUAGAGGACAUCAACUGCGAAAUCAAAAAGGGACGCCUGGAUUCCCAGUUCUUCACUGUGGAGGAAAACAUAUGCAACCAGUUUAGAAAAUACAUUGACAUUCUGGAGGCCAAACCGGAGUAUAAGGAGGUCAGAAAACGCUUGUUCUUACAGCACUUCCCCAAAACAGGUGGAGAGAAGAAUCUUUACAUGCUUUAUGAUGCUGUGAUGGGGAACAGCACAUUCGGGGAGCCAAUCCUGGAGGUUGUGGAGCAAUACGAGGCCAGAAACAGAAGAGUUCUGGAAGAUUUUUGUGUGCGGCUGAAGGAGCUGCUCUGUCUGGGAAUAAUCGCUCUGCUGGGAUAUUGUUUCCUCACUCAGGGAGAAGAAGCGGAGCAGGAGAAGAUCCAAGAGUGGAGCACCAAAAUCGAGGAGAUCGAGACCAAAAUGAAGGAAACCAUUGAGAAAUGUGUGCAAUCAUUCCCGGAGCAAGCUGAACUAGACAUCAAGAGGCUCCUGAAGGAAAAGGAGGAAGCAAACCUUCAGGAAACAGCCAGAGAACUGCUGGACUUCCUGACGAAGAAGUUCGACUGGGUUUGCUGGUCCAUCAGAGUCAUCAGCAACAUGGGCAAAAUUAGCAACUUGAGAGCCGGACAAAACUUUCAGUGCGUGUCCGGACAGAAAUAUUUGGAAGUUUCUCAAGGAAACGAAACACACCUGGUGGUCUCGUACUGCAGUGACCCUCAGCCGGUGCCCAAUGAGAGCAUCAAACAGAUGAUGGAGGGUCCUGCCAGAAAAGGAGACGCUAAAGCUGUGGUGGAGAUGCUGGAGAAGCAGUUAGCAGGGUUUCUGAUUCAUGCCGUCAGUCGACACAAGGAGAGCUUCACUCUGUCCAGCUUUCCAGAACAAUGUCACUACUGGGAGAAACAUAAGAACGUCAAUGUGUGCGUGCAUUCAGAGUAG
Molecule: messenger RNA, 1260 nt
Organism: Danio rerio (zebrafish)
Lineage: Eukaryota; Metazoa; Chordata; Actinopteri; Cypriniformes; Danionidae
Gene: rpz6
Product: rapunzel 6
Source: RefSeq, marked validated